This is a messenger RNA of Thunnus maccoyii (southern bluefin tuna), 2866 nucleotides long. RefSeq names its product smoothelin, like (gene smtnl2). The coding region runs from base 449 to 2113 and encodes 554 amino acids. Gene Ontology annotation, cellular component: filamentous actin; microtubule organizing center. Gene Ontology annotation, molecular function: protein binding. Gene Ontology annotation, biological process: actin cytoskeleton organization. The record is from RefSeq and is a predicted model, not a curated record. The transcript is spliced from 10 exons. NCBI's taxonomy places the organism in Eukaryota, Metazoa, Chordata, Actinopteri, Scombriformes, Scombridae.
CAAAAGAGAGGAGUGAUCAACCUGAGAGUUUAAACAAACCAGAGAGCCGGCAGGGCAGAGCAGAGCUCACACACUCACACACACACACACUCAUACAGCUGUUCAGUGCUGAGGAAGCUCUACUGGAGUGUAGCGGAGAGCGAAGCUGAGACAAAAGACACAGUGAGACAUCUACACUUACUGAGGGAGAAGGAGCCAAGGACGUCCCAGGACAGAGUUGAAGGAGCGGUGGGGAUAAAACAGACCAGACCUUUGGCCCCCCUACAAACUUUCACCUCCCAACCCCUGUCUGUCAGUCCCCUCCCUCCAGCCAAACCCUGAGCACACUGACUGAAGCUACACAUCCUCCAGUGGCCAGAGUAUCUCACUUGCAGACAUUAACUUACAGACCGAAAGGCUGUCAGCAGUGGCAACAGCUGCACCAAUAGAAGCCCCAACCCUGGCUGAGAUGGGAGACCUGUGUCACCUCCGGUCUUCUUCUCCAGAGGGGGAGACAGUGUGUGCAGCCCUAGCCCGUUACGAGAACACUCUCCGGGAUGCCAUCAGAGAGAUCCACGUAGAUGUCAGCACUUUUAAGCAGGGCAUGGAGCGUCGUCUGGAGGAGGAGGCCAACCUGAGCGGGCCUCUCGGACGAGCUGUGGCUCAGCUCCAGCAGGAGAACCGGCAGCUCAGGAGUCAGCUGGAGGUUCUUACCCAACAGGUGGAGAUCCUGACUGGGAUGAUGUGUGACCGCAGCACCUUGUUGAACAACAGCCACAAUCACAGUCAAAACAACAAGAAUCACCUUAAUGACAUUCAGGAGAACCAUCAGGAGAUAAAGGAGGUGAUCUACGGGAAGGGUCAGGCUCACACUCAGAGCCAGUCUCAUCUCCACCUCCAGACCUGCACCCUGGGGAGCCAAGCCCAGACCCACAGUGGCCUCAGCAGUCAGUCCAGUCCUGCGUCACCCCCUGCCACUUUCUCAUCUUCUCCCAGCUCCAACAGUCCUCCUGUCAGCUCAAAAGUUUCCUCCAUGGUGACGGGCCCUGUGGCCAGCAGCAGCCCAUCCACCGCUCGCUUCUCCAGCCGAGCCACCUUCGCUGUGUCCAGCAAGACCAAUAGUAUUGAGCGAGAGGAACCAAUAGAAGUGGACCCAGCCCCAACAAAUGCUGGACUGGAGAAUGGACACGCUGCUACAACAGAACAUUCAGUGUUGGUACAUGGAAAGAUUUCUCCACCCAAUAACUUGCCACUCGAGCACACAGCCCCUGUUGCCAUGCGGAUGCCCCACCUCCCCAUCACCGCUACCACCAAGACAGCAGAAAUCAAGGGCUCUCCUGACUCUACCAGCAGCCCCACUGGUUCCUGGUCCUCACCAGUCUCAGAGGCCCCACCUCCGAGCCAAUCAACUGCCAGCACCACCCAGCCCGAACCAAUACCAGAGUCCCCGACUCAACCAGUGUCUUCUGUGAAGACAUGGACCCCUACACCUAUCAGAGCUCUGGGAUCUCCUCGCCUUCAAGAGAAGGCAAAUUCAGCCCCUGCUAAGUCUGUGACCUACUCAGGGCUGCUGCAGCAUGACAGAGAUGGUGACAUAAACAAUGACAGACCCUUUGGGUCGGGAGGAGAGAGGAGGCGGGAGCUGGUGAGGUCACAGACUCUGCCACGAAACAUUGGUGCUCAGGCUCGUCGAUCUAUCUUUGAGAGACUGGACUCUGAAGCCAGUAACAGUCGCCCCAAACCAGUGGACUCUAAACCCAAACUGAAGCGCUCUCAGAGUUUUGGAGUUUCCAGCGCCAGCAGCAUAAAACAAAUCCUUCUUGAGUGGUGCCGCUCUAAGACAAUAGGCUACCAGAACAUAGACAUCCAGAACUUUUCGUCCAGUUGGAGUGAUGGGAUGGCUUUCUGCGCUCUGGUUCACUCCUUCUUCCCCACUGAGUUUGACUACAAUUCUCUGUCGCCCACCAACCGCAAACACAACUUUGAACUGGCUUUUGGAACUGCAGAAGUGAAGGCAGGCUGCGACCGGCUGAUCGAGGUGGAUGACAUGAUGAUCAUGGGGCGUAAACCAGAUCCCAUGUGUGUCUUCACCUACGUCCAGUCCCUCUACAACCACCUGCGCAAGUUUGAGUGAAGCUCAAACAUCGAGGAUCUCAUCAUCUGCACCGUUCUCAUUUGAGUCUCAACCUUUUUCAACCCUGUUCUUUGUCAAGUGUUGAGGGAUGGGAUGUUCUUCUUAUUCUCUGUACUCUGUACUUUACUUGAGCUGAGAGGAGAUCCAGAGCUGGCAUGGGUGCACUUUGAAAAGACUAGACCGCCCUCUGGUGAUGGAUCAGUGAACAUUCAUCCACAUGCUGCAGGAAAAGCCUCCUCGAUGCCUCGCUCAUGGGCUCACACCUCAGUUCACAGAUACACAGUGGACAUUAACUCCUGGGGAGAUUAUUGUGUAUGUAAGAGUACAGCAAUGAAGACCAUUCAUUUAGUCACAAAUGUCAGGGUUGGUUUGUCAACAGUUUUUCUUCUGUGUGUGUGUGUUUGUCUUGAGGUAUACAGUGUUGAACUGUUGCUGUGUUGUAUAAAUCUUUAUUACUGUGACACUUGAAUAUGAGUGUCUAUAUUAACCUUUAACAUUGCACCAAUGGAGAGGAGGUAUAUUUCACAAAUGUCACUGAAGAACUAAACUGUAGGCGCCUGUUUGUGAUGGAGACUUAGUUAACUUGAGGUCUUUGAUUAAAGCUAUAUAGAAAAUGAAUGUAUGUGUUUGUACAAUGGAAAUUGUUGCUGAGUGAUUUUCACUGUACGUCCACAUAUGCUGUGAUAUCAUGUUAUUUAGAUGAUGCUGAGAUAUGGAAAACUAAAUCAAUAAAUUGUACUGUUUGACACCUAA